UCUAUUUUCGCUCUAGAGUCGGAGGGAAGUCUUUGUUCUUCACUUCUCCAGUUGCGGCUGCUACUUACUUCCACUUCAUAAAAUAACACGCACUGUACGAGUUGCAGUUCUUCUACCCAUGGAAGUUUGGAAACGGAGAAAACUUUAGCGAUUAUAAAACCAGACGGAUUGCUUGGUAACUACACAGAUGAUAUCAAGAGAACAAUUGUAGAAUAUGGUUUCAGAAUUUAAAAGGAAAAAGAUGGUUCAACUUGAUGAGGCCACUGUGAAAUUUUUUUAUGCUGAGCACUCUUCAAAAAGCUUCUUUUCAAGCCUUAUAAAAUACAUGACAAGUGGACCAGUGUUAGUUAUGGUCUUGGAGAAGGAUAAUGCUAUUGCUGAUUGGCGUGCUUUAAUGGGCCCUACUGAUGCAAGCAAGGCUAAGAUUACUCACCCUCACAGUAUCAGAGCAAAAUCUGGAUUGGAUGUGGAAAAGAAUUGUGUUCAUGGUUCAGACUCUCCCAAGUCUGCGCAAAGAGAGAUACCAUUUUUCUUCAAAGAGCUCUCUGCAGAUGUGAUUGCAGAGCAUGAUGAAUUGUAGCUGCUACAAGUUUGAAGCACAAACACAACUUUAUUUGUAUUUUUUGUGAGGGUCGCUACAGUUAAUUGUAGCAUGAUGAAUUAUACAAGGGAAAUGCUUGUUUAUUGGAGAGAAAAAAAUUGUAUGAAAUGGCACCAAAAUUAUCUAUUCAACUUUUUGUCCGAUCACUUUAUAUAUUUUCAAUACUACACUCAUGUUCUUCUUAAUUUUUCAA
This is a messenger RNA of Glycine soja, 794 nucleotides long. Its product is annotated as probable nucleoside diphosphate kinase 5. NCBI's taxonomy places the organism in Eukaryota, Viridiplantae, Streptophyta, Magnoliopsida, Fabales, Fabaceae. The coding region runs from base 215 to 580 and encodes 121 amino acids. Gene Ontology annotation, biological process: UTP biosynthetic process; CTP biosynthetic process; GTP biosynthetic process. The transcript has 5 exons. The record is from RefSeq and is a predicted model, not a curated record. Gene Ontology annotation, molecular function: nucleoside diphosphate kinase activity.